Corylus avellana is the source of this 3076-nucleotide messenger RNA. RefSeq lists its product as uncharacterized. Gene Ontology annotation, molecular function: protein binding. The record is from RefSeq and is a predicted model, not a curated record. Gene Ontology annotation, biological process: response to endoplasmic reticulum stress. Lineage: Eukaryota; Viridiplantae; Streptophyta; Magnoliopsida; Fagales; Betulaceae.
UCACGCUAACCAUAUUUUUUUCUCUUAUUUUCUCUCACUUUCUCGACUCUAAGCCCCAGUUUUUUUACCGAGAAACAAACACCAAAACUCCCGUACUGCUUUCACGUUUCAAACUUGAGGAUCGAUCGUUGAUCGUACAACCUCUGGUCUCAAGAAUGGAUACAGGGAGGAAGAAAGUGACACGCAAGAUGAAGGAAAUACCUAAAACUCGGUGGACAGUGAAUUGCAGUGUAACUGCAAGGAAUCUACGGAAGAGUGACCUGUGUGGAGUGAUCUUUGGCUGCACUUAUAACACUAUUAACGAAUGUUAUUCCAAACAGUUGUUCGGAUUACCGGCUACACAUUUCUCUUAUGUAGAGAAUGUUGGUGUUGGUUUGCCACUUUUCUUAUUCAACUACAGUGAUAGGAAGCUUCAUGGACUGUUCGAGGCUGCAAGCCCAGGACAGUUGAAUAUUGAUCCAUAUGGAUGGACUUCAGAUGGUUCAAUUACCCCCUAUGCUGCACAGGUCAAGAUUCGAAUCCGGAGGCAUUGCCAACCCUUGCUGGAAGAUCAGUUCAAACCUGUAAUUGCUGAAAACUACUAUAAACCAAGACUAUUUUGGUUUGAACUAGACCGGGAUCAAACAAAGAAGUUGAUUUCAUUGUUUUCAUCUUCACCAGUCAUUGUGGAUACUUCCCUCCCUGCCAAUGCACAGAAGUGGGGCAGUCUAUUCAAAGCUUCAUCUGUGCAGGAAGGUGGCAGCAUUGAGGUGCCUGCAUUAGAAUGGGAUGCUCAUCCAGGCCAGGCCAGUGCAGAAUGGGAAUCCCGGCAUGUUCCUGAUCCAUGGGGAGAAGAAGCUCUCAUUGAUGAGGAAGUGGCAGAAAAGGAUGAGGAAACAAGAGGUCAUGAUCGAUCUUACGCUUCUGUCAUGAGAGAUGUGAAGACUUCUUGUCCACAAAAAAAGUGGAGUGAUUUGCUUAAAGAUUCAAACAGUUCUACUGCAAGAAAGAAGGUCGAAGAUUUUAAGACACCAGCUUUAGAACUAAAGCUUCCUAGCUCACACCAGUCCAACAUGAAACGGGAGUCUUCAGGCGUUGCACCUUGUCUAGAUGGAGGAUGCAAUCUUUCAGAAGCUGCUGCAGAUGAUUGGGGAAUAUAUAAUGACCAGCUUGUAGGCUUGGUUCCGAAUAUUGAGGUACCGUACUCUUCUGCUGCAGCAGAAACAAGUUCUUUUCCUCAGAGAACUUCAUAUGAAACGGUACCUACUGUUGAUAAAAGAUGGGAAGCUGAAGGUUUUAAGACAGCAGCUUUGCAUUCUCAUUUGGCUGAGUCCAAUAUGCAAUUGAACUCUUCAUGUGUUGCACCUUCUCUGGACAUACAAAGACAGUUUUCAAAAGUUUGUAUUGAUGAGGGUGCAGCCGAAAUAGGCUACAAGCAAAAUAUACACUCCAAACCAAGUGGCGAGUGCUCCUCAUUUUCAUCCAUGAAAAGGGAGAUGUUAUUAGAUGAUAUUUGCUUGCCAGAAGAACCAGCGGAUUUAGAAAUGGAGUCCUCUGAACCUCAGUUUUUUGUGGCUAAGUUACAGCAAGAAAAUAGGGAGUUGAAAUUGUCUCAUUUAAAACAAGUACAAACAAUCAAUUCUUUGGAGCAGGAUCUGGUUGAAUCAAGAAGAGAAAUUCAAAGUUUAAAAGAGCGAAUCAAGAUGGUAGAACGUGGGUCAUUUCCUGAAAUUGGACUUGUUACUGAAAAAGAAGUCAGCUCAAGUGAUGAAUCUCAUUCAGACCUUGAUGAGAAAGUACUUAUUGCCGGAGGAUAUGAUGGUUCUUUGUGGUUACCGGCUUUCGAUUGUUACUCUCCUUCUUGUGAUCUUAUAGAAUCCCUUUGUCCAAUGAGUUUUGUACGUUCACAUGCCUCAGCUGCAAAGCUAAAUGGUGAAAUUUACUUGUUUGGUGGUGCACAUGAUAAUGUGUGGUAUGAUACAGUUGAAUCCUACGACCCACUAAGUGAUAAGUGGGUUACUCGUCCUUCAUUGAAUCAAAAGAAGGGAGGCUUAGGAGGAGUUUCUUUGAAUCGGAAAUUUUUUGCAAUUGGUGGUGGAAUUCAAACUCAAUGUUUCUCAGAGGUGGAAAUAUUUGAUCUAGACAUAGGAAGGUGGAUCCCCACUCGGUCAAUGCUACACAAGAGAUCCGCUACUGCUGCAGCAGAAAUUAAUGGCACAAUCUAUGUUGUUGGAGGAUAUGAUGGAAAGAAUUACUUGAAUUCAGUGGAAAGAUUUGAUCCUCGAGAACAAUCAUGGACUAGACUUGAGAAUAUGUCCAUAAAUAGAGGGUCUCAUUCAUUGGCUGUGCUGAAUGACAAACUAUAUGCUGUUGGCGGCCAUGAUGGAAAUAGAAUGGUUUCAUCUGUUGAGGUCUUUGACCCUCGUGUCGGUUCAUGGAUGAUGGGGGAAUCCUUAAAUGAUUCAAGGGCUUAUUCUGGUGCCGCUGUAAUAGCAGAUUCUAUAUAUGUCAUCGGGGGAUUGAACGAAGACCAGGGGAUAUUGGACACGGUGGAAUGUUACAAGGAGGGACACGGAUGGCAGUUGACAAAUCUUAAAGGCGUUGGGAAAAGAUGCUUCUUUGCUGCCAUUGUCUUAUGAUGUCAGGGAGUGUAGAGCAACAGGUUCUUUUGAACAACUUUUCAAUAUUGUACAUCUGUCUACGGUGUUCAUGUUUUAGAGCAAUGUUCUAUUAACGUUUGGGAUUUGGCUUGGGUUCUGUUUCAGUUGAAACGGGACUCCGUGGAAUUGAGACAUGUAUCCUAUAUCAGGAUACAAAGGAUUCGUGUCCCAAUCUCAACGGGUCCAUUUCUAACUAAAACUAAAUCCAAGCAAAAUCCUAAGUUUUGCUAGGAACCCUUAAAUAGGUAAUUGUCUUGUAAUCUCUUCAACAACAUACACAAACCUGGAUUAAGCAUACCAUACAAGUCUGAGAUGGUUCAGGCCUAGAUUCAGCCCUCUUUUCUGUAUACUGCACCCCGAUACUGAGCUGUUACAAAUAAUAGUCUAGUACUCUAGUUAAUAUUCUAGAUAUUUGAUGCUGCUGGUCUAUAGUUAUA